Messenger RNA from Helianthus annuus (common sunflower), 1493 nucleotides. Its product is annotated as ribose-phosphate pyrophosphokinase 1. The transcript is spliced from 8 exons. Gene Ontology annotation, molecular function: magnesium ion binding; ribose phosphate diphosphokinase activity. Bases 101 to 1285 code for a protein of 394 amino acids. The record is from RefSeq and is a predicted model, not a curated record. Lineage: Eukaryota; Viridiplantae; Streptophyta; Magnoliopsida; Asterales; Asteraceae. Gene Ontology annotation, cellular component: ribose phosphate diphosphokinase complex; cytoplasm. Gene Ontology annotation, biological process: 5-phosphoribose 1-diphosphate biosynthetic process; purine nucleotide biosynthetic process; ribonucleoside monophosphate biosynthetic process.
GCAGUUUCAGAACAAAGUAUCACCAUACAAAAUAAUAUUGCAUUUCAUUUCAUUAACCAGUCGUUAUUCAAAACCCUAACCUCCGUUUCACGCAGCAUCAAUGGCGUCUCUGCUGCCGUCAUCUCCGUCGUCAUGCUCCACUUCUUCGUCGUCAUCACUUCUCUACCCGCGCUCCUUCAGCCGUCGAUUCAUCCACCAUUACUCACGUAUCCCUGCAUCUCAUAACACCAUCAGGUGUGAGAUUAGCAAAUCGUUGAGCGGGAAGCCGUUGGUACCGAUUAUUAACGACGGGGUGCUGCCGAACUUCAUGCAAGCAGGACGCAUGAACAAUACUGUUAUUAAUGGAAGGCUUAAGAUUUUCUCUGGCACUGCAAAUUCUGAACUUUCUCAGGAAAUUGCGAGGUACAUGGGUCUUGAUCUUGGAAUGAUCAAAAUAAAACGGUUUGCAGAUGGUGAAAUUUACGUUCAGCUGCAAGAGAGCGUGCGAGGGUGUGACGUGUAUCUUGUGCAGCCUACCAGCCCUCCUGCUAACGAAAAUCUGAUGGAGCUUCUAGUGAUGAUCGAUGCGUGCCGAAGAGCAUCAGCCAAAAACAUCACAGCCGUCAUCCCUUACUUCGGCUACGCUAGAGCCGAUAGAAAAACACAAGGGCGUGAAUCUAUUGCCGCCAAACUCGUAGCAAACCUUAUAACCGAAGCAGGUGCAGAUCGUGUUCUUGCUUGUGAUCUUCAUUCCGGGCAAUCAAUGGGUUACUUCGAUAUUCCAGUGGACCAUGUGUACUGUCAGCCUGUUAUUCUCGAUUACCUUGCCAGCAAGUCAAUUUGCUCCAAUGAUUUGGUAGUGGUGUCGCCUGAUGUCGGUGGAGUUGCUAGAGCGCGCGCUUUUGCCAAAAAGUUAUCCGAUGCCCCUUUGGCCAUUGUUGACAAAAGACGCCAUGGACACAACGUAGCUGAGGUAAUGAAUCUGAUCGGUGAUGUCAAAGGAAAGGUCGCUGUGAUGUUGGAUGAUAUGAUUGAUACUGCUGGAACUAUAUCUAAAGGUGCAGCUCUGCUUCAUGAAGAGGGAGCUAGGGAAGUCUAUGCUUGUUGCACUCAUGGUGUAUUCAGUCCCCCUGCGAUUGAGAGGUUGUCGAGCGGUUUGUUCCAAGAAGUGAUUGUUACAAACACGAUCCCGUUAAAGGAACAGCAUUACUUCCCACAGCUAACUGUUCUGUCAGUAGCAAAUCUUUUGGGGGAGACCAUUUGGCGUGUUCAUGAUGACAGCUCUGUAAGUAGCAUCUUUACAUGAGCUUCGAGAAUACCUAUAGACACAAACAAAACUGGAGCUGGCGUUCGUUUUUGGUUUUGAAAUAGAUUAUUUUCGGGAUAAGUGGGCCUUGUGUUACGUUGAUGCUUACUUAUAACCUGAUUGGGUUGGUCAUUUUUGCCGUUUUGGCUGCGUAUUUCAUGGAAAUGCUCUUGGUUGAGUUGAAAUCGGCUUUCACUUUUUGUGUCUC